AUGGAGGCCGCGAGCAGCUCGCCUGACGAACCUCAACAGGAGGAAAGGCCUCCAAAGCCAAAUCUCUGCAGGCUGCUCCUGAAGCAGCUGGAGGACAAGUUUCUGGCCAUUGGCCGUCGUCCAGACAAAUCGAGGACCGAUAGGUCUGAGCAUCAGGAAGAUGCCAAUCAGCUCGUGGAGGCCGAGUACAGGCCGCGGUCCUUCCUGCGGCGGCGAGCGCCCGAUGAGAUCGAGACCGCGGUGACGCAGCUGGACCAGGGAGCCCUGACCAUGGCGAAGAAGAGUUUCACCAGCAACCUCGACUUGACGGAGUUCGCAGAGGCCAUUGUCAGCACCGGCACUUACGAUGCGGACCGGGUCCUCGCUUUCGUCAGUGGCGUUGUCGACCUCUAUCUGGAGGUCUUCCGAUCCCAAGGCGAGCGCGCAUCCGAACGUGCCGUGAACUGGGCGCAGUUGAUGAACCACUUCAUCGAGUCCCCAGAGAUCGUCAUGUUCGAGGGCAACGAGGUUUCGUCCGCGGGCCCGAAAAGCGUGUCCGGUGCAGAGAACUUGGCGCAGGUCCGACGAAGCAAUGUUGUGGACUGUGCCAAGCACAUGGGCUCCGUUAUCCACAAGAUCAACUGGAUGGCCUCCCUGGAAAUGCUCACCUCGGUUGAGGGCACGGAGUCCGUGUACUUCUGGUCGCCGUUCAUGGCUUGGGAAACAGCACGUGUUGUCACACCUCAGUUGCCAGCAGACUUUUACGACGAGCGGCAAAAGCCACUGUGGACAGUUCAUGCGGUUGCCUGGGACAACGACUCCCAGGACUUGGCAGCCUUGCUGAGCAAUCGCUUUCUCGUCUUCUGGCGUCUGCGGAACCGGGACAAGGGCCAGUUCCAGCAGAAGAAGGAGUUUCGCUUUCAUGCCACGCGGUCUCAGGGCCGCAACUCCUCUACGCAUGAAAUCAGCCAAUGGGAGGUUCACCUGCGCACGCUCGAUCCCAAAAACGGGGAUCUCCUCCGCGAUCCGCCCAGCGGGAAGGAGCCUUCGGAAGCUGGGGCGCGGCGCGACAAGCGCGAGGAGCGCUUCGCAGCAGAAGCAGCCCAGCAGCUGGAUAUCUGGUGGAGUGCCAGCAUGAAGGUCUGGGUGACGGCUGACUACAACGGCAGGUUUCUGUUGUGGGAUUUGCGCGAACACAGCAUCGCGACAACCAUCGCACCGACAAAGGUUUUGCAGGCUCACAGCAAAGUGAUCACGACUUUCCUGGAGCUUAGCACUUUCAAGUUCACCACUGGCAGUUUGGAUCGGUCGGUGUGCCUCUGGGACCACCGCAACCUCUCUGGCCCCGAGGUGAAGUUGGAGGAGCACACGGGCUCCAUCAGAGCACAGGCGUACUUGCCAUUAUUCUCCAGCCUUGUUACAGUGGGUUGUGAGAAACGGGUGUUUGUAUGGUCGAUCGAUUCGACAGCCUACCGAGGCGUAAGGGCGAAGCUUUCCGCACACCAGUCCAACCUCUCAGGGGUUUCAGCCGGCCAAAGAGUUUUCGUAACCUUGGACGAGGCGUGUAUCUUCAUCCUCUGGGAUGGUGCGACUCUAGCCGCACUCCAGACGACAAAUUGCUUCACCCUUGGGCCUCGCCAUGUGGUGGUGAUGCCCUCGCUCGGACGCAUUUGCUUGGCAGGGCGGAGGCUCAACUUCUUUGAAGGCAACGAGCAGGGCUCCAUUGCACUUGGUGCAGCGCCGACGAAGGAGCAAGUUGCCAUAGCAAAACGUCGGGAAGCCGAGGGUGCGAGCCUGAAGGACCGCGCAGCACCGAAGUGGUGUGGCCUGGGUCCAUCACGAGGAGUCUUGCUGUCGGCGACCGAAGCCGAGGUUCGACUGCAUAGCCGCAUUUGUCCGAGCCAGUCUAAAGCACUCUUCAAUGCGCCCGAAGGGGACACAAUCAGCGCUUUCUGCGCCUGCGACUCGCAGUCCUACUCGGUGCUCGGGACGGCCAAAGGCGGAAUCUACUUCUUGAAGUACCGAAGCGGCUUCACCUUGCGAGCCUACCAGAGGAGGCGGGAGGACAUCGAGGAAUGGCCCUCGGCAGCAGGAGGGCCGGCUGCCAGCUCCAGCUCGGCUCCGGGAUUCAGCUCGGAGAUCGUCGCCUUCGAGGGUCCGCCGAGCCCGGGCGUCGCGGGAGGAAGCUCCAUGGAGCGUAUCGGCAGCCAAUGGCCAAGCUGCUCGCCUCCGCUGCGCCGGAGGCCGUUGAGUACCGUUCAGGUCCUGAGCCACCUGGCCACUUUCUACUGCAUUGGAUGCUUCGCUGGAUUGGUGGUCCCGGCGUGGUGCAGCGGCGGGGCCGAUACCUGGGGCCCGGUCAUGGUUGCCAUUUUCUGGUUCAUCUUCGUUGCCGAUCUGUCGCUGUAUGGUUGGAUUCUCAAUGUGGAUUGCCGCUACGUUGAGGCUCUGCCAGGCAUGCCGGACAGUUACUCGGGCAGCGAGUCGCGGCAGUGCGACGACUGCGGUACUCAUGUAUCACAUGCACGCGUCAAGCAUUGCCAGAGCUGUGGCUGGUGUAUGGAGGGGUUCGACCACCACUGCCGAUACCUCAACGUUUGCGUGGGGGGCAGGAGCUACCCGGCCUGGUUUAGCUUCGUGGCGCUGCUGUUCGUGCUGAUGGUCAUGUGCAGCUUCGCCCACUUCCACUUGCUCAGUGAUCCGUCGAGUCACGACUUGCACGAGUCUCAGCCAGUGGUGUUCUACAUCUUCGCCAGCAUUGCUGGUUGUUUAUCUUCCAUGGAAUCUCUUUUCCUCCUUGCUUUGCUCGCCCAGCACACCUACUUCUGCUUGGUAGGCAUCACCACUUUGGAGUACAUCAAGGAUCAGGCCAGUGCCUUCCCAGGGCUGCCGCCGAACGGCUGGCGAGAGGCUGUGGAGCGCGGCGAGUGCUUCGACUGUGGCGGCCUCUUAGAGCUGGUGGAGCCGCCUGAUGUGAAUGAGGUGCUCUAUUGCUCCAUCUGCCAGGGUGAUGUGGCCAAGGCUGGUGUAGUCUGCUGGCAGUGUGACAUUUGCGACCUUUGCUCUGUAUGUCCGCUGUGUUAUCGGUUAGCCUCGUCGACUUCGACAGUUAUCACGUACCGCGCCUCUGCCCUGAGGCGGCGCUCACAGGCGGUGAUGGGCGCUUUGGACCUCACACGCAGCAGAAGCCAAGGAGGAGGCAGCAGCUGCAAGACGUCAUGGACGCCCAACGGCUCCACCUCUGGAGAACCGCGGGAGCACCGCGCCAUCAGUCGGCGCACGAUUUCAGCCGUGGUGGCCGCUGUGGAAGGCCAUGGCGGCGAGACGAAGGAAGCGCUGCUCCAGCUGCGCUUCCAGAGGGUCAAGGCGCAGGCCCUGCAGCAGAGGCCCUGGCACCUGCAGCCAAGCGAAGUAGCGGCUGGGUACCCAGAAGAUCUGAAUACUUCGGAUUCGGAAAGUUCUGCCGAGCUCUGUUUGCCGCAGAACUCGCCGACGGCAGAGGACCUACAGCGUGGCCUCAGCAGCGGCAUCACCUGCGUACUGCCGGUGGAGGAGCAGCGCCGGGUCUACGUGGGAACGGUCGAGGGCCGCGUCAUCAUUUUCAGCACCGAGAACGAUUUCUCAGUGCUUCGGUGGGUCCACCUCGAGGACGCAAGCCCGGUCACCUGCAUCGACGUGGCUCCUUGGGCCGAAGGCGUUGAAGUCCCGGAUGGGGAAGAGCCGGGGCUCAUGGCCGUGGGCACACAGGAGGGCGUGGCCCACAUCUACAGCCUCGCCAACCUGCGCUUGGCGGGUACCGUGAAUAUCCCAAGAGCACUGCCAGAAGGUGAAUUGCAGCAUGGAUCUGGCCUUCGGCACAUGAGGAUGAUUCAGAUUGCGGCAGAACCACUACUUCCUGUGACGCUGCUGACCAUCGACAGCCAGUCCAGGCUUCGCCUUUGGGGUCUAAAGGUCCAUGUCCAAUCGGGCCGUCUGCAGACCUUGAAACUCCUGCUUGAUGCAGGUCAGCUGCGAGAGAGCGCUUGCAUCCCUGCCGAGUGGUACAAUCGCCUCAAGCAGAAGCGCGACCAUGAGGCGAAGCUGCGGAAGAAGAAGCGUGAAGAGGAGAUGAAGGCUGCCAAGGCCAGAGCCGGAAAGGAUGAGACGGCAGAGCAGAACCCGGAGGCAGAGGCCCAAGAAAUGGAGGGCCAGAAUCUGGAUGAAGGCUCCCAAGGGGAGGGAGAAAACCUGGCUGCAGAAGCGCGUUGGACCAGCACCGAGUCUGUACGCAUCACAGCAUUCGCAGCCCUUCCCAGUGGUCCUGUGCAGCUGCCGAUCGAUUGCCUGGACAACCAGCCCUUCGAAGGACCGACCACGUCGGCCACGGCUGCGGCCCAGGAGAAGAACACGCCCUUCUUCCAAGCUAAGGCCGACAAGGCAUCUGAGAAGGAGCCGCCUUCGUCACUCUUCAUCACCCAGCCUCCAGGUGCAGCUCGCAUCCUCGGCAAGGCCGACGAAGAGGCUCCGGCAGAGGAGUUCUCCGGCAGUGACUCCGAUGGCGAUGCUGAGGAGAUCGUGACCCAGCGGUUCGCUGAAAUGCCAAGGCUGCCGUCGUCGGCGCCCAAUGCGCUCAUGCUGGGCGACUCUGCCGCGGCGGAGUCCCUUCGAGCAGCCAAAGAAGCAGCAGCCGAGGAGCUGGGUGGCUCCAUUGGCGAUGGCGACUCGCUGGUUUUUAUCGCUGAUUCUGGUGGCUGGCUGUGGUGCCUGGACAUCGCCGCCUCCCUUUCUGCUGCGUCCUCCUUUGCGCCCGUUGCCGUAGCCUUGGAUGUCGCCAUGGUCGCGAAGGCGCACGAGGAGAUGAUGAAAGAUCGCGGCGAAAAGCGCAACAAGAGGCCAAGGGGCACCACCGUGGAUCCCCGCAUCCAGGCCCAGGUGGCGAACAGCCCCGCUGCAACUGGCUUGCUGACAGGUCUCACUCAGAAGGAUGCCCGUGACGAGAUUGGGAUCCUUGUGGGCCUGCCGCCGAAGCAAAGACCGGAGGCCGUGCAGGUUGUGGGCGCUUGGCCAGCUCACAGCCAGGGAGUCUCCUCGCUGGUGAUCAGCGGCAGCCCUCCGGCCCUGGUCUCUGUGGAUUCGGCGAAAGAGGUCAAGGUUUGGUCGACGACCGGCGACAUCUGGGGCCACUUCUCCAUGCGGAAAGUGGACUCAAGACCUUUGCCCACCGCUGUCUGGCCACCACCCCACGUCCUCGCCGUUCAGAUGUCGCUGAUUCGAAUCGCGAAGGGCCUCUGCCGACGCAUGGGCUUCUCUGUCUCCCACGCAGAAGAGCUCCUUGCAGCGCAGCAGCAGAGGGCGACGCCAAAGCGCUCGGCACAGCGGAGCCUCAAUGCCACCGAGAGGAGAGCGCAGAUCGCUGCACGACGGGCCGCGAAGCAGCGCCAGGCCGCCGCAAAGGCCGCAGAGAUCGUUGCAGAAGCGGAGGUGCCCCUGAUCUCUCCGACGGGUGAGGACAAUGGGUCUUCUGCACAGGACUCCGUGGAUGCAGGCAUCGAGGAGGAGCUUACCGUGUUAGCAGCUGGAGGCCAAGCCUCUCAGCGGCAUGUGGAAGAGGUGAUGCCGCCGCCGGUGCCCGAAGGCGAUGCGGAAGUGGCGGAAGCGCAUGAGGAAGGCGCUGCAGAGGCUCCUGAAGCGGGCCCCGAGGCGACCGAGGAUGCCAGGCCGGAAGAGGAGGAGGAUGAGGAGGAAGUGGACGUUGCCCAGGUGAAGAGCGAUGCAGUCGGUCAAGGCACACAACCGGGCGAGAGGAGAAGCCGCAGGGCAUUCACGCAGCAGCAGAUGCGCGAGAUGAUCCGCAACCAUGCAUUUUCCUCUGGGUUCCAGAGCUACAAGCAGUUUGCCGCUCGACCCGUCCCGCAGGAUGACGACGAGAUCAGGCCGCGCCGGAACUCCAAGGAGCGGAAUGAGCCGGUGCGCAAGCGGCAGGAGUUCUUCGGACGUAAGCCGGCUGUCUUCGGGGUGGAGCUUCUUACCGAUGCUGAGAAGGAGGCUUGGGAGGCUGGCGUAAAAGGCCUCGGCCAACGCUCUGCCUCGGAGGGUGCCCUCCUGCGCUACGCGCAGAAUCGUGUGGAGGACAUGACGCGAUCAGUGAAGAAGUCGCUGGGCGUGGACGUCACCCAAACCACUCGACGGAGGAUGAGGAUGCCCUCCUUCGUUUCUGGGCUGGACAUUGGCAAAGUGUCGCAGGACCCGACCAACCCAAGCUCAGCCACGGGUCAGGCUGUGCGUCGCCUGGUGCAUUCGCGGUCGCAGGGUACAGGCCUUCUUCUGAACGCAGGGCAGCAUGUGAUGAACAGCAAGUCCACAUCGCGGUCGCAAGGGAGUCGAUAG
Molecule: messenger RNA, 6345 nt
Organism: Symbiodinium sp. CCMP2592
Lineage: Eukaryota; Dinophyceae; Suessiales; Symbiodiniaceae
Source: the annotation of a GenBank genome assembly